AUGGCUCCGGUGCCAGACUCGACUGACUCUUCGGCCGACUUCGUCUCUGGCCUGCCAAGAAGAAUAUUCGGGUCGAACGAGUCCUGCUCGCUGAAUGGGAAAGAAUGCAAGAGGUUCCGGGAGUGUCCGGAAGCGGAAUCCAUUUUCGAACAGAAUCCAACAGCCUUACUCUCUCGCCUGUGCUCGAUUAGCCCCUACGAAUGCGAGGAGUACAAGGCUAUGCUGACCCGGACCAGAUCCCUAAUAUGCAACAGCAGACCCCAACCACUGAUCGUCGGUGGAACGGCAGCUGCCCCUCAUGAGUUCCCUCACAUGGGCUCACGGGAGACAUCUACCGUCGAAGCUAUGCACCUGACUGAAGGCGACAAAGAGUACUGA
Molecule: messenger RNA, 378 nt
Organism: Darwinula stevensoni
Lineage: Eukaryota; Metazoa; Arthropoda; Ostracoda; Podocopida; Darwinulidae
Source: the annotation of a GenBank genome assembly